Molecule: messenger RNA, 1855 nt
Organism: Saprolegnia diclina VS20
Lineage: Eukaryota; Oomycota; Saprolegniomycetes; Saprolegniales; Saprolegniaceae
Exons: 5
Coding region: 61-1830 (589 amino acids)
Source: RefSeq, a predicted model, not a curated record
GACGCGACGAAUCGACCUUUGAUUCAGAGUCCGAGAAGGGACGGCAGCCGAGACGGGACCAUGUCCCCAAACGAACUCAAGGAGGCUCGGGUGCGCGAACUCACAAAGAAGGCGUAUUUCUACACGUACCGCUCGCUCGCGCCAACGCCGCCGGCAGAGCUUGAAGAAGAGAAGGCAUCCUUUGACUUGGCAGUCCACCACGCAGGGCUGUUGGUCGAAACCGAGACCAGCUCUCGCGUCUCGAGCUCGACUCCUCCGGGUGCACCCGAAGGCAUCCACGCACCCGCCUCGGCCCAAGCAGCAGCCUCACACGGGAAGGCUCCAACGACCUUGAAAGACAGUGACAUCGUGUGGGCGGACGACUCCCAGUCCCCAAGGUCUGCGGCGACCGAGAGCGACGUCGUCUCAACAAAGGCGCUUCUCUCGGUGAAUGGCAGUUUUGUGCAUCUCGCCGACGAUGUGCGAGCGCGAUUGAGCCCGUCGACGCUCAGUGCGUGCCAAGUCGGACUCGCCGACGACCGGCUUACGGUGCACGAGGCGGCGUCCGUGUGUUUGCUCGGUGAUCCGGCCCGCGAGACGCUGCUACACCUGCACCCUCCGUCGGCGAUGACGCCGGAGACGCAUGUGCACGACCUGACUCCGUGGCAGCCAGCGACUCAGUCCCGCGACGCUGUGCCGACGCGGCUACUGCAGCUUCUCGGGUGGGACUUGCACUUUGACGUCGGCAGCCUUGGGCGUAGUCUCCACGGUCGGCCUUGGUUGCUCAAGCACAUUCGCAGCGUCUACCACGACAAGUACAUUGCCGAGUGCUUAGAACAUACGACGCUCCACGUGGUGCUGCCGCUGCCCGAGUUUCUCUUGCGCUGGGCGGCAGUGCAGUACGGUGUCCAGGACCUUGUCGCCAAGCACUGCGAAGACAUCUUAUGCGCAGUGAACGCCUACCAGCACACGAGCAUCGAAAUCGCGCAGUUCGGAUCGUUCGUCUCAGAAGCAUUUGGCAAGUCGGACUUGUCGGUCUUUCUGCACGCCCGGCAGUUGAUCAUCGACAGCGUUGGCGACUGGACCGCCGCCGAGACAAACGACGACGACAACAACGGAAUGAUGGCGUCGUACUUGCCGCUCUCGACGGCGCGCGAGAUCCUUAUGCGGGUGUUUACAUGCAUGUUGCCGCGGCACCGAGAGCGCGCGAUCAAGAGCUUGGAGAAGCACGUAUCGGCUCCGCCGCCGCCUCGAAACUCUACACCGCAGCAACCAGCGCCCGAGGUCACGCCUGCACUGGUAGCGGAAGCUACAGUGCCGACGUGGUGUGUCAUUCCGCCCGAGGUUGUUACGCCGCCGCUGGACGCGUUUCCGAUGGGGCAUGUGCGCAAGGCGCCGACACCUCGCUUGCAUAUUGAUAUCCCGCCUCUUGCACCCACGCCCCGGGAGAAUGGUGUGGACAUCCAAGUGUUUUUGCUCUACCUUGUGCUCGAGUUCCGCGCCGAGCGACGACGUUUCUACGCUCUCUUGCAGCGCCACGUCGUCGCGACCAAAGCCCGCGAGAUGGAAAAAGAGGCAUUUUUGCACGUGCUCUCGCGGACCACAGAGUGGACCGACGCGGUGUGUCGUCUCGUUUUUGAAGAAGCCGCGGCCGACACGAGUCAGUGCACACGCACGAGUUAUGGCGGCGUCGCUGUCGACUCGGACCACUUGAUGACUGUCGCGCUGCGCUACUACGCCACGCUGUUCGCCCUCGCCCGGUUUCCGACGUCGCCUCCAACGUCGCAGGACCUUGUCGCGCCCGCACCCAUGUACCACGACAAAAGCAAGCGGCUGCAUGCACUCGACUAAUGUUAAUAUGGUGCAGAAUUGCAGA